Messenger RNA from Sus scrofa (pig), 21060 nucleotides. The record is from RefSeq and is a predicted model, not a curated record. NCBI's taxonomy places the organism in Eukaryota, Metazoa, Chordata, Mammalia, Artiodactyla, Suidae.
AAUGCUGGAUCCUUAACCCACUGAGCAAGGCCAGGGAUUAAAUCCGCAUCCUCAUGGAUGCUAGAUGGGUUCAUUACCACUGAGCCACAAUGGGAAAUCCAUCCCUGAGCCCCCUUCUUGCCAGAGCUUCUAUACCCAUCUGACCCCGAGGACACGCCUGUGUAGGACAGCCCUUCCAGCCCUGGCCACACUCUUUCAUUCAUCCAUUUGGCUGUUGCUUACUGAGCGUCUCCUCUGUGUUAGGCAGCAAGGGUGGGGCUGGGGAUGCAAGCCUGGGCGAGACAGAUUAGAUCCUGCCCCAUGGCGCCUUUGGUCCCUCUGAGGAGGCAGACACAUUAAUAGCCAGGGCCACAGUUUUGUCAUGGCUAUGGGAGCACAGGCGUGUUUAACCCAGACAUGGGAAGAAAGGUGCCUGAGCUUCAGUGAAUAUGAUCUAGGUGAGGAGUGGGCAGGUACCUGGUAUGUGCCAGGAGCUAAAGCACCCCUCUCUGGCCAGAGGGCAGCAUAAAGUGUCAAGUGGUGAGGAGUGGGGGACGGGUCUGGGAGGACCAAGGGGGCCAUGGAGGAAUCCAAGCAGGACUGCUGGAUAGGGGGAACUAGUAACUGCUGGCUGGUGGCUGGGAAGCCAGGGAGGUGGUAGCUAGGGUCAUGGCUGUGGGUGUGGAGAGGAGGGGAUAGGGCUGAGGGCUGUUGAGGAGCAGAACAGACAGGGCUUGGUGCACUGGUUGGGUGUGAGGGGUGGGGAAAGAAGAGCUGUCAGUUCCCUUGGGAGAGGCUCUGGGAGUGGGACUGAGCUCUGAAAUGUCCCCACAGUGAUCAGACAAGGAGGAGGUGGGUGAAGUGCCUGGGAUACAAAAUUUGGGGUACUUGCUGGCAUCUUGUGUUUCUACCUGUGCCCCGUCUGUGGUCCUCUGAAACUUCUCACUAACAUAUAACCUGGAAAGUAGAAGCCAUUCUUGGAGAUGGGGCAAUGGGGCGGAGGGUGGCGGUUCUGGGCAGUGUGUCUCCCUCCAUCCUUCACCCCCUAACUGGGAGGUUCUACCUUUUCUGCACCCUCAAGGGCUGGGGUGGGCUGAGAUCCAUACCUUAGUGUCUCACAUACUCUGGCUAAGGACACGUAUCUGGCUUCUCCUUGCAUGCCUCUCAGGACAGGGCACUCCCUGCCACCUGGAUAGCCCAGUCCCCUGGCUUGGGCCCUUAUACAAAAUUGUUGAUCCUGAACCCAAAUGUGCCUUGCUCUGUCUUCUACCUAAUAGUGGCCUCAGCUAUGCCCUCCUCCCUUUCCCCACCUCUCAGGUUGGUCUGCUGAUCCCCCUUCCUAAACUUAACAUCUCUGAGCUUCCCCAAGCUGCCCCUCCUCCCACAACACCUCCAGAGCAGUGCCCUCUCCACUUGUGCAACAACCCACUUCCAGUGCAUUGUUCCCUCUGCUAGUUAAAAUCCCCUCUCCAGAAUCGGUACUCCCCAAAGUCCUCGAGCAGGGAGGCUACAGGGCAAAGUUCAGUCCUGGGAUCCCCACACAGGUGGAUGAAAUUCCAGCUCUGGCCCAUGAUGGGUGGCUAUCAGCAUGGCAAUGUUUUGGAGCACCUGUAAAAGGGGAAACAAAACUUGCCACCACCUUCUAGGGCUGGUGCAAGGAUUAAAUGACAUGAUGUAUAAACCUCAUGACACAUACCAGUUCCUCAAUAAUGCCUUCUUAACCUGUGGCAUCAAUGAAUAACUACAGAGAUGGAUACUGUCCUCCUCCUGGCCUGGGAAGCCCACUGGUGCAGCCUCAGCCCAGGCCCCGGCACCUACCUUAAUGGCCUCAGGUAGUAGACACCACUGCCGCCCCGUCUCACAUCUAGCACAGACGAAGAGCUAAUCCCAGAGGAAGAUGUUCAUGGCAAGAGGAAGUGACAUUGUCUUGAGAUAUCUGAGCUGUGUUGAGUUGUGGGGCUGGGGCCCUGCUGUUUUGAAUCACUUCUCUGCUCAGUGUUCUCUCUGGCUGCAGGCUCAUUCAGGGGACCGGUGGUAGCUGAGAAGGGAGGUGCAGAUCCACCCUGACUGAGGUGUCUGCCUGCAGGUGUCUCUGGGGCACAUCAACAGACCGUGUCAUAUCUCUGGGGCUGCCCUGGUGGCAGGAGCCUGUCCUGAGCCUGAGGGUCCUGCAGAGGGAGCCCCAGAUCCCAUGGAAGGUGGCCGACCCAACAGAGGCUCACUCCAAACUUUCAGGGUUGUGCUGUUUAUUGUGGGGGUGCCCAGAUGCCUCCCCCACAAGACUGGGGUGGUGAGCUUGGGCCAGGAGACUUGCAGGAGCCCCUCAAAGAUCAGAAGAGCCAGCCCAGGAAGGAAGGACAAAAGUCCCUACAGCCUAGUCUCUAAAGCUGUCCUGCUAUCCUCCUCCUGUGAGGGCCAUCCUGGAGCCAUGUGCGCAUCCUAGGAACAUCCUUUGCUCCUGGUCAGGGUUCCCUGUUGAACAUCAGAGUAUGUCUCUAGGGGAUUCCUGUAGAUUGAAACAGCAUUCAUGCUCUGUAACUCCUGGUAAUUUCUGGAUUCCUGUGCAAGGGGGAAGAGCGCCGCAGGGGAGGGACCACAGGUGUGAAGGCCCAGAGCAGGGCAGCAGGGUGGACACAUGGGAAUGUGAAGUCCUCUGGGCAGGCCAGGGUGAUACUGGGAGCAGAAGAUGUGAAGUGUUUGUGAGAUUGGCAAGGAGAUGGCUUUGUGCAGAGUGCACCUUCAUUCUCACCCCAGCUCUGGCCGGGAGGGCUCCCUGUUACUCUAGCACCCCCAUUUAUUUUAUAGAUGGUUCUAGGAGAAGGUACUUGCUAACAGUCACACAGCUGGGGGGGGCCUGGGCCGCCACAGUCUGCUCCCAUCCCUGCCAAGUCCUGGUGGCUCUGCUCCUCCCUGUGGGGCUGUCAGGAGGAGGGUCAACUGUGGGCUCAAUUUGCCAUUUUGUUUAGGAGCCUGAUGGCUUGCGGUCCUGGGUCCCCAGUAGGCCUGACUCUGCUUCAUGCUCUCUGUGGGGUGAUCCAGCAUGAUCCAGAGCUUGGUGCUGUGCCACAGUUUCCCUAGUUGUACAGGGAAGUUAUCAACCUGGUUCAGUCACACUCUUGCCUCUCAGAGCCAUAUUGCACCAGGAGAGAGAAGUGGCCCAUUCACAGGUGGGGAAAUGAGGCAGGGGGAGGGAGCAGGAGGGCCUGGGGCCCAGGUAACUCCCAGGCCUGCAGACCCUGCUCUGAGGGUGCAGUCAGCAUCCAGGAGGAGAGACUAGAGGGGCUAAUGGCUGGCAAAACUCAGCUUUUCCCAUUUUCUUUGACCUGCCCUCCAGCUCCCUCUGCCUCGGGUUCACAACUCUACCCCAGCUGAGUGUGUCCGAGGCAAGGCCCCCUUCUCCCCACCCCCCAUUUAUGGCUUGGUCACAAAAGCUGGACCGUGACCAGACAAAGGGACAGGGAUGAAAGUACUGGUUGUCAUGGUAACCUGGCGGGUUGCUGGGACCCAGGGGAGGGGCUUGGCCAUGUGCCUGAGCCCAGGCAUCUGGACGACCUCUGAGCAUGAGCCAGGGUGGCCCAGGGGCUCAUAGGGAUGCCCCUCCUGCUCGGGGCCCACCAGAGCCGGUGAACAAUGACAGCCUCACCCCCCACCCCCAUGGCAGCACCUGCUCCCCAGGCCUCCCCUGGUGGCCCCAUUAUCCUGCACCUGCUGCCCUCCCACCACACCUGCUCCUUAGCCCAGGGCGCCCUCCCCAAGGCACUCCCUGCCCAUUCCCAGGCCCAGCUGCCUGCUCUGAGGGCCAGCCAGGAGGGGCUGUGGAACCAGGAGGGGUGACAGGGAGGGCCCUGGGCAUGUUGCCCAGCUAGCUGUGCCUGAUCUGGCCCAUGACAAGGCCUCCAAUCCAGGACCUCAAUUUCCUCACCUGUAAAAUGGGAGCAAUCAUUCCUGCCCUCAGGGCCUCUGAGAGUAAGUUUCCUUCUGCUUGGAAGCAAAUCUGAGGCCCCCCCAGAACUGGGUCAGGGUGGACAGCUAGGUUGGAGAGGGAAGUGGGCUGUCCUGAGUCACACUCUCAGGGCCACCUCUAUUAGACCACAUGGAGCCCUGAAUGCUUCCUGCACAUUUCAGAAUCACAGUUUAGAGGUGGAGUUGACAUUUCCAGAGGCCCCUCAUGGGUACAGAGGUGUUGGGCAGGGGACCUAUCAGUGCCAGUUUCUUGAGUGGCCUGUCAGGAGUAUCAGGGAAAGAGGACUCGGGGGCAGGGACACAGGGAGAGUGAAAGCUGCCAGAGAAUGGCCCUGGGGAUUCCAGGUGCUCCAAUAGUCAGUUCAGGUGGGAACACAGAGUUCCUAGGAACUCUCAGCGUCUGGCUUUCUGAUACCCUACAACCAGAUGCUGGAAUGGAGGAGGGACAAGGGGACAGGAGGAGUGGGAAGCUCUGGAAGAUGACCCUGUCCUGGAAAGGGAGGGAUGCCUGUGGCCACUGGUCUUUGUCUUGUGGCCUACAUUCUAGGCUCCCUACAGCCUGCAGGACAGCCCAGGCUCCCAUCCUGCUCUGCAGUGACCUUGAGUGAGGCCUCUUCCCUCUGGUUACCUCAGUUUGCUGACAUGGAGUGUGGAAGCAGGUUGCCAAGGAGACUGCCAGCUCCAGCUGCCACCCUGGCUGUUUGAACACCCCUAGGCCAUUGCCACUAAUUACAGAGGGCCCCACCUCUCUGUUACUGAGGAACUUCCUCUCUUGAACAAACCAUCCUUACUGACCUGUCCAGUUGCUUACACACUUCCUCCCAAGGUCUGGCAAGGGCAAAGCUUUUGCCAAGAAUGGAAGUAUUUAGGGUAGGGUAACAGUCUGGUGUCCCUCAGACCAUUCUGUACAGGGGGCCCAGGUACAGGGCUGGGCCAGAUUUGUGUUUCCCAAUGUGCGGAUGGGAAAACUGAGGCCUGGCAAGAGAAGAGACUUGCCUGGUGAGUUAGCAGCAGAACCCAGGCCUCCUGAUCUUAUCAUAGAUGUUUCUAGAAGUGGACUACAGGUCAGAAUGGCAGUCUGGUCCCCAGACUCAGCAAACUCAGGCUACCCAGAAGGGCAGGGUGGGAGUACUUGGUGGGUCAUGGGGCUGAGAUGAUGAGGCCACUCACUGCCAUGAGAUCGCUCAGUCGAUGCUGACUGUGUUGCUUGGAGCUGAGGGGAAAACAGAGGCAUGCAGAGCCUAAUUAUGAUAAACGGCUCUCCACAGCUCUUUGGACCCCUUAGGGCCUGGAGUUUUGGGCCAGGCAGAUAGGGGCUGGUGGAGACCCCCUCCUGGCCACUGCUCCUUGUGAGCAGAACCCCAGCAUCCUGGACUCUGGAGUGGUCUGGAAUUACAGGUCAGAGGAAGCAGGGAGGCUGGGGAAGAUGGUGUGAAGUGUGGUCAUGGGCAGCUGGGUGACAGUUGGCUACUGUCUUCAGAGUAAUGGCCUGAUGUGGGUUGUUCUGUCUCCUAGUCAUUUCCUUGUGUCCUUCCAGGAUAGAUGGAGCUGGCAGAAUUGCUGGGAAAAGUAGCACCCUGGUCCCCACCACUCAAGCUCACCUUUUGGUUGGGGGAUAUAAUAGUGGCCAUUACAUGGUUGCCUACGAGGUGGUACUGGCUCUAGUCCCCUGAGGAGGCUGUGAGUGUAUUCUGUGGGCUGAGGCAAUCAGGGAGGGCUUCUUGAGGAGGUGUAUCCCAACAUGAGAAGAGAAGUGGCAAACAACAACAACAACAAUAACAACAACAAAAAACAAAAGGAGGAGAUUCCAUCUGGGAAGCUCCGUAUGAAUUCAUGGGGGAGUGGAUUUGGACUGGGGGCUGGGAUGAGGGCUGAGCAUUCAUGGCUGACUGGUCCUCAAUCCUCCAGUCCCCCAGGAACUCCUUUCCACUCCUUCUCCUCCCGGCUCUGGGCUUUCAGGGUCUUGUCUUUCAAACUGACCAUGUGGAUGAAAGGAGAGUUAAUUUGUCUCCAUUUUUAUUCAUCAGAGAAAAUACUGGUCAGAGCUGCUGAGGCCAGCUGGCCAAUGGCAGAGAGGGGAGGGUCCGUGGAGGCCUGGGGGGAAGGUGAGCCUCGGUGCUGGCCCAGCCCUCCCUCUCAUACCCUCCAUGCCUGUGACUGCUUUCUCAUGGCAGCAGCUCAGAGCUACUGGACUAACAAACCACAGGGAAUUCCUGGGGCCCAAGAGGCUGGCAGGGUUGGGGGAAGGAGGAGAGUGGGGAGCUCCAGCUACCUGGUCUGGAUGCCUGUCAUCUUUCGUUCCAGCUGGCUGGCUGGCUAUAUGAAGGGACUAUUCUGCCACCCAUUUACAAAGGGCAUUCAUGUCUGCAGCUAGAGAAGCCCUCCUUGCAGCCUCAGUACUGCCAGCAAGAAGCACAGGGGAGGGGGCCCAGGCCUGCCAUGCCCCUCAGGCCCCUUGCCCAAAGGCAUGGGCCUGGGCGAGGGCACACUUAGCAGCCUGUCUGUGCAAGCCCUGAGCUUCCAGCCCACCAGAGAUGGAUAGAGAGCCUCACUCACCCACCCUUAAACUCUUUCAGGAACCCAGUCUCUCCCUAUUUCAACGAGAGCGAGGCUGAGCUCCUUUCCGGCACAUAUGGGGCAAAAGACUGUCCUCCCACCACAGGAGGGGCAGGAGCCCAGUGUGGGGUCCAUGGCUCAGCUCCUUGUUCCUCUCCCAGGGAACUGGUAGACUUGGUGGCCUUUGGGGCAGGGCAGGAAGACCAGAGCCUGAACCCAUGCCUAACCACUGGAAAAGAUGGCAUUUGAGGCUGGGCCCUUGAGAUCCAGGAGUUACAGAGUUCCCAUUGUAGCUCAACAGGUUAUGAAUCUGACUAGUAUCCCCAAGGAUGCAAUUUCAAUCCCUGGCUUUGCUCAGUGGGUUAAGGAGCCGGUGUUGCCGUGAACUGUGGUGUAGGCCAGCAGCUACAGCUCCAAUUUGACCCCUAGCCUGGGAACCUCUGUAUGCCUCAGGUGCAUCCCUAAAAAGAAAAAAAAAAAUUGGGCAUUUACAUAAUGAUCAUCAGGUCCUACCAUGCCCCCCAGCCCCCACAGUACAAGCCAGUCUUACUAAUCCUUAGUUUUUCCCUUCUAGGAAAUGGGGCCAGUUCUCAGAAGGGGUUCUCAGGGUGAGGGAUGGUUUUUACAUUUUUUACAUUUUCUUUUGGUUUGUAACCCACCUCUUUUUCUUAUAGAAAAAAUGGAAAGACUAGUAAAUACAGUGGGCAUCUGUAAACUUUUAGAUUUUCCAAUUGUUGCUAUCAGGCUACUUUGGCUUUAUUUCUUCUCUCUAUAUAGUUAUACAUAAAUUUUGCCAAAUUAUGUGAUAGGAAGACAUCUUAUCUUUUGCCCUUAAGUUCUUUAGCUCACAUCAGCUAAGACAAAGACAGUCUCCUAUAUAACCAUAAUAUCAUUAUCACAUCUGAGAAAAUUAACAAGAAUUCAGCAUCCAGGACAGGAAGGAGGAUCCAAGCCUGAUCCCAUGCCAGAUUUUAGAGCAGAUGGGCACGCACGCCAUCCACUGCCCAUCCGGAGGAGGGCUGAGGAGGAGCUGCAGAUGUGUGUGUGUCUCCUGGAUCACAGAAGUGACUCUACAGUGACCCGACCAUCGGUCUGGUAGCUGGGACUUAAAGACAAACUUUCCCCAAUUAUUCUCAUAUUAUCGACAUCAUUUUAUCUUUUUUUUUUUCUUUUUUUCUUUUAACUAGGAUUCAAUAAAAAUUGCCGCACUUUGAAAACAGCACUGGGCUGUUUUGUCUCAGUCCCUAGUAUAGUGUGGGAGGGGAGGUGGGUAAUGGAGCUCCGAUUUGAGAGCCUAAAGAGUUGACACUAUCCCCGCCCACCCGCAACCCGCCCACAACCCGCCCAGGAAGCGGCCCAACCCUGGUACUGGAAGCCUUGAGUCGGGCGGGAGGAACCAAGUCCGGGCUUGUGUAGGGGAGACCGGCGAGGGACUGUAGAGGUUCACUGCCGGAAGUUGCCUCUAGCCUUGCCAGAUGGUCCCGCCCCUUAGCAACCGGCCCAGCGUCUCACCCUAGAGACGGGCCUCCAGAUCCACAUCUUGUGGUGGAGCCGGUAGGUCGGUAGGGGACCUCUGGCUCAGACAUCACUGAGAAGCAUCAUGGAACGGCCUAACAGAGAAGGCUACAGCCCAGGAAAGACCCCUCAGGGCCCAGAGUGCAGCGGUAUUCUUGCAGGCCAAGAGUGCAAUCUGAGAGACCUAGAGCAUAAACUGGGGAAGAUCUUUCUGGGACCGGAAUCUGGGUCAGAGAAGCUUCCUCUAAGCCCUGAUCCUAAGACCCCACCUUUACCCCUGCCUCUGGCCACACCCAUACCCUCAGACUUGGGGCAGCCCCGGAAGUUGCCCUUGACAGGCACUGAUAAGAAGUACCCCGUGAUGAAGCAGCGUGGGUUCUACUCUGACAUUCUCAGCCCUGGAAGCUUGGAUAAACUUGGGGGCUCUGGGGUUUGGUUUCAGGAAGUGUGUCGCGGCCCCUGCAUGACCCAGGACCUCCUGCGGCAGGCUGACCUUGACAAGUUUACCCCAAAAGUGUGCACACCUGGUACCUGCCUAGUUCUGUGUCUAGUGGUUGUUGGGCUCCAGUCUGAGACCCUGCAGCUCCUGCUCCUGCCCCUGCCUGCAGUGAGAACCUUUGAGGUUCCAGAGGACUUUGAAGAGUGCCUGGAGCAUCAGCGCUUUGGGUCCACCACCAAGCUGCUCACCCAGACUGACUUCCCGCUGCAGGCCUAUGAGCCUAAGGUGCAGGUGCCCUUCAUGGUGCUGCCGGGCCAGUGCCCUCGCAAGAUUGAGAUCGAGAGGAGGAAGCGGCUAUACCUGAGCCUGGAUAUCGAGCAGUUGCUGGCCAGUGAGGGCAUCAACUCCAACAAGCUCAUGCCCAGGCACCCAGACCCCCACCACCCCCAGACGAUCGAGCAGGGUCAUGACCCACUCUUCCCCAUCUAUCUCCCACUGAAGGUAUUUGACAAUGAGGAGUUUGAUUGCCGGACCCCCAGCGAGUGGAUCAACAUGGGUUUGGAGCCAGGGUCUCAGAACAGGAAACCCGUCCCCGGAAAAGCCCUCCUGCCCACUGAUGACUUCCUGGGGCAUGAGGAUCCCAAGAGUCAGAAGCUGAUAUACACAUGGUGCAAUGUCGGUGUCCUGGACUACGACAAGGAGAAGAAGCUGUACCUGGUGCACAAAACAGAUGAGGGUGGUUUGGUGCGAGAUGAGAUGGGGAAGCCUAUCCUGAAUGGAGGAAUCACAGCUGAAGGAAGGCCACCUCUCCUGAUCUGCCAGUACUGGGUGCCAAGGAUCCAGCUUCUCUUUUGUGCUGAGGACCCACGUGUGUUCACGCAACGUGUGGUCCAGGCCAAUGCCCUGCGCAAGAACACGGAGGCACUGCUGCUAUACAACCUCUACGUGGACUGCAUGCCCUCCGAGGGCCAACGGCUCAUCAGUGAGCAGAGCCUGAGCAAGAUCAAGCAGUGGGCCAUGAGCACACCUCGGAUGCGCAAAGGGCCAUCGGUUCUGGAACACCUCAGCAACCUCUGCAGAGAAGUGAACCUGGACUAUGAGCGCAGUAUGAACAAGAUCAACUUUGACAAAAUUGUCUCCUCCAAGCCUGAGACAUUCUCCUACGUGACCCUGCCUAAGAAGGAGGAGGAGAAGGUGCCCACACAAGGGCUGGUGAGUGUCCCCAAAUACCCCUUCCGGGAACAGAAGGCGGACUUCACCUUUGUGUCCCUGCUUACGCGGUCGGAGGUCAUCACAGCCCUCAGCAAGGUGCGGGCUGAGUGCAACAAGGUGACUGCCAUGUCCCUCUUUCACUCAAGCCUCUCCAAGUACAGCCGUCUGGAAGAAUUUGAGCAGAUCCAGUCACAGACCUUCUCCCAGGUGCAGAUGUUCCUCAAGGACACCUGGAUCAGCACACUCAAGGUGGCCAUGCGCAGCAGCCUGCGUGACAUGAGCAAGGGCUGGUACAACCUCUACGAGACCAACUGGGAGGUGUACCUCAUGUCGAAGCUGCGCAAGCUGAUGGAGCUGCUCAAGUACAUACUGCAGGACACGCUGCGCUUCCUGGUUCAGGACUCGCUCACCAACUUCUCCCAGUUCAUCAGUGAUACCUGCUGCAGCGUGCUCGAUUGUACCAAUGACAUGGUCUGGGGCGAGGACUUCAUAAAUAGCCCCUACAGGCCCCGCAAGAACCCCCUGUUCAUCGUGGACCUGGUGCUGGACAGCUCAGGGGUGCACUACAGUACGCCGCUGGAGCAGUUCGAGACUUCUCUGCUCAACCUCUUUGACAAGGGCAUCCUGGCCACCCAUGCAGUGCCCCAGUUGGAAAAGCUGGUGAUGGAGGAUAUCUUCAUCAGUGGCGACCCCCUGCUGGAGUCAGUGGGGCUUCAUGAGCCGCUGGUGGAGGAGCUGCGGGCCGUCAUUGCCAAUGCUCUGCGCAAGGCCAUGAUCCCACUCCAGGCCUACGCCAAGGAGUACAGAAGGUACCUGGAGCUGAACAACAGUGACGUUGCCACCUUCCUCAAGGCCUUCCAGACACAGUGCCCAUCAGCUGAGGAGGUGCGGGGGGUGGUGCUCACCCACCUGCAGGAGAAAGAGAUCCUGGACAGCUCACUGCCCAGCAGCAUCAUCAUCGGACCCUUCUACAUCAACGUCGACAAUGUCAAGCAGAGCCUGUCCAAGAAGCGCAAGGCCCUGGCCACAUCCAUGCUGGACAUCCUGGCCAAGAACCUGCACAAGGAGGUGGAUGAUAUCUGUGAAGAGUUCCGCAGCAUCAGUCGCAAGAUCUACGAGAAGCCCAACAGCAUUGAAGAGCUGGCGGAGCUUCGUGAGUGGAUGAAGGGCAUCCCGGAGAAGCUGGUGGGGCUGGAGGAGCGGAUUGUGAAGGUCAUGGAUGACUACCAAGUCAUGGACGAAUUCUUUUACAACCUCAGCACAGAUGACUUCAAUGACAAAUGGGCUGCCAGCAACUGGCCCGCUAAGAUCCUUGGGCAGAUUGAGAUAGUGCGGCAGCAACACAUCGAAGAUGAGGAGAAAUUCCGCAAAAUCCAGAUCAUGGACCAGAACAACUUCCAGGAGAAGCUGGAAGGGCUGCAGCUGGUGGUAGCUGGCUUCUCUGUCCAUGUGGAGAUUGCACGUGCACACGAGAUUGCCAAUGAGGUGCGGCGGGUCAAGAAGCAGCUGAAGGACUGCCAGCAGCUGGCGAUGCUCUACAACAACCGCGAGCGCAUCUUUGGCUUGCCCAUUACCAAUUAUGACAAUCUCUCCAGGAUGGUGAAGGAGUUCCAGCCCUAUCUGGACCUCUGGACCACUGCUUCUGACUGGCUUCGUUGGUCUGAGAGCUGGAUGAAUGACCCCCUGUCAGCCAUUGAUGCUGAGCAGCUGGAAAAGAAUGUCAUCGAGUCCUUUAAGACCAUGCACAAGUGUGUGAAGCAGUUCAAGGACAUCCCAGCCUGCCAGGAAGUGGCCUUAGACAUCCGGACACGCAUCGAAGAGUUCAAGCCAUACAUCCCACUGAUCCAGGGGCUGCGCAACCCUGGCAUGAGGAACCGGCACUGGGAUAUGCUGUCCAAUGAGAUCAACAUUAAUGUCAGACCCAAGGCCAAUCUAACCUUCGCUCGCUGCCUCGAGAUGAACCUGCAGGACCACAUUGAGAGCAUCAGCAAGGUGGCUGAGGUGGCCGGCAAGGAGUACACCAUUGAGCAGGCACUGGACAAGAUGGAGAAGGAGUGGUCCACAAUCUUGUUCAAUGUGAUGCCCUACAAAGAGACAGAGACCUACAUCCUCAAGAGCCCAGACGAGGCCUCGCAAUUGCUCGAUGAUCACAUCGUUAUGACCCAGAGCAUGUCCUUUUCACCCUACAAGAAGCCCUUUGAGCAGCGCAUCAACUCCUGGGAGAACAAGCUGAAGCUGACCCAGGAGGUGCUGGAGGAGUGGCUGAACUGUCAGCGGGCUUGGCUCUACCUGGAGCCCAUCUUCAGCUCUGAAGACAUCAACCGCCAGUUGCCAGUGGAGAGCAAGCGCUAUCAGACAAUGGAAAGGAUCUGGAGGAAGGUCAUGAGGAAUGCCUAUGAGAACCGGGAGGUGAUCAACGUGUGCUCUGACCAGAGGCUGCUGGACAGCCUGCGGGAUUGCAACAAGCUGCUGGACAUGGUGCAGAAGAGCCUCAGCGAGUACUUGGAGACCAAGCGGAGUGCCUUCCCCAGGUUCUACUUUCUGUCUGAUGAUGAGCUACUUGAGAUCUUGUCUCAGACAAAAGACCCCACAGCUGUGCAGCCCCACCUGCGUAAGUGCUUCGAGAACAUUGCUCAGCUGCUAUUCCAGGAGGACCUGCAGAUCACACAUAUGUACUCGGCGGAGGGUGAGGAGGUGCAGCUGUCCUUUUCCAUCUACCCAUCCAACAACGUGGAGGACUGGCUGCGGGAGGUGGAGCACAGCAUGAAGGCCAGCGUGCGGGACAUCAUUGAGAGGGCCAUCAAGGCCUACCCCACAAUGCUCAGGACUCAGUGGGUUCUGAACUGGCCUGGCCAGGUGACCAUUGCCGGGUGCCAGACCUACUGGACCAUGGAGGUGGAAGAGGCCCUGGAGGCCAGCAACCUCAGUACCCAGCUGUUCCCCCAGCUCUCCCGGCAGCUCAGUGACCUGGUGGCACUGGUGCGGGGGAAGCUGUCCCGCAUGCAGCGAGCCGUGCUGUCUGCGCUAAUCGUCAUCGAGGUCCACGCCAAGGAUGUGGUGAACAAGCUUAUCCAGGAGAAUGUGGUCAGUGUGAAUGACUUUGAGUGGAUCUCACAGCUGAGGUACUACUGGAUGAAUAACAACCUGUACAUCCGGGCUGUGAAUGCCGAGUUCAUCUAUGGCUACGAGUACCUAGGCAACAGUGGGAGGCUGGUGAUCACACCCCUCACGGACAGGUGCUACCUGACCCUGACUGGGGCCUUGCACCUCAAGUUUGGGGGUGCCCCAGCUGGCCCAGCUGGCACAGGGAAAACUGAGACCACCAAAGACCUGGGCAAGGCCUUGGCCAUCCAGACCGUUGUGUUCAACUGCUCUGACCAGCUUGACUUCAUGGCCAUGGGCAAGUUCUUCAAGGGCCUGGCCAGUUCUGGGGCGUGGGCCUGCUUCGAUGAGUUUAAUCGCAUUGAUAUCGAGGUGCUAUCUGUGGUGGCACAGCAGAUCACCACCAUCCAGAAGGCACAGCAACAGCGGGUGGAUCGCUUCAUGUUUGAAGGCGUCGAGAUCCCACUCGUGCCGUCCUGUGCAGUGUUUAUCACCAUGAACCCAGGAUAUGCUGGCCGCACUGAGCUGCCUGAUAACCUAAAGGCGCUCUUCCGGCCCGUGGCCAUGAUGGUUCCGGAUUAUGCCAUGAUUGCUGAGAUCUCCCUUUAUUCCUUUGGCUUCAACGAGGCCAGUGUGCUAGCCAAGAAGAUCACAACCACCUUCAAGCUUUCCUCCGAGCAGCUCAGUUCCCAGGAUCACUAUGACUUCGGGAUGAGAGCUGUGAAGACUGUGAUCUCAGCUGCUGGGAACCUGAAACGAGAAAACCCCAGCAUGAACGAGGAGCUGAUUUGCCUCCGGGCCAUCCGAGAUGUGAAUGUACCCAAGUUCCUGCAGGAGGACCUCAAGCUCUUCUCUGGAAUCGUGUCCGACCUGUUCCCCACCAUCAAGGAGGACGAGACUGACUAUGGCAUCCUAGACAAGGCCAUCCGCAGAACCUGCGAGAAGUACAACCUCAAGGAUGUGGACGGCUUCCUGACCAAGUGCAUCCAGCUCUACGAGACCACGGUGGUGCGGCACGGCCUCAUGCUCGUUGGACCCACUGGCUCUGGCAAGAGUAAUUGUUACAGGGUCCUGGCGGCCGCCAUGACAUCACUGAAAGGGCAGCCUUCCAUCAGUGGUGGUGUGUAUGAGGCUGUCAACUACUACGUGCUCAACCCCAAGUCCAUCACGAUGGGCCAGCUAUAUGGGGAGUUUGACCUGCUCACUCAUGAGUGGACAGAUGGGAUCUUCUCCUCCCUCAUCCGGGCGGGGGCCAUCGCCUCCGACACCAAUAAGAAGUGGUACAUGUUCGAUGGGCCAGUGGAUGCCAUCUGGAUUGAGAACAUGAACACGGUGCUGGACGACAACAAGAAGCUGUGCCUCAGCUCUGGGGAGAUCAUCAAGCUCACAGAGGUGAUGACCAUGAUGUUUGAGGUGCAGGACCUGGCGGUGGCUUCCCCAGCCACAGUGUCCCGCUGUGGCAUGGUGUACCUGGAGCCCAGCAUCCUGGGGCUUAUGCCUUUUGUCGAGUGCUGGCUGAGGCGUCUCCCUGCUUUACUCAAGCCCUUUGAGGAGCAGUUCAAGGCCCUCUUUGUCAGCUUCUUGGAGGGAUCCAUCGCUUUUGUCCGGUCCUCAGUGAAGGAGGUGAUCACCUCAACCAACAGCAACCUGACCAUGAGUCUCCUCAAGCUGCUGGACUGCUUCUUCAAGCCCUUUCUGCCUAAAGAGGGCCUCAAAAAAAUACCUCCUGAAAAGCUGAGUCGCAUUCCAGAGCUGAUUGAGCCCUGGUUCAUCUUCUCCCUGAUCUGGAGUGUGGGCGCCACAGGGGACAGCACCAGCCGUAUCAGCUUCAGCCACUGGCUCAGGGUCAAGAUGAAGCUAGAAAACCUGACCUUGCCCUUUCCAGAAGAGGGGCUGGUGUUUGAUUAUAGGCUGGAGGAUGGCGGCAUCAGCAGCACUGACGAUAAUGAGGAAGAUGAUGAGGAGGGCAAGCAGGUCACCUGGGUGAAGUGGAUGGACUCCUCAACUUUGUUCACCAUGAUGCCAGAUACCAACUACUGCCACAUCAUCGUGCCUACCAUGGACACUGUGCAGAUGUCGUACCUGCUAGACAUGCUCCUCACCAACCACAAGCCUGUGCUGUGCAUCGGGCCGACGGGCACAGGGAAGACCCUUACCAUCUCCAACAAGCUCCUCAAGAACCUGCCACUGGAAUACAUCAGCCACUUCCUCACCUUCUCUGCCCGCACCUCAGCCAACCAAACCCAGGACCUCAUUGACAGCAAACUGGACAAGAGGCGGAAGGGUGUGUUUGGGCCACCCCUGGGGCGCAACUUCAUCUUCUUCAUUGAUGACCUGAACAUGCCAGCCCUGGAGACCUAUGGUGCCCAGCCACCCAUUGAGCUGUUGCGCCAGUGGAUGGACCAUGGUGGCUGGUAUGACCGCAAGAUCAUCGGAGCCUUCAAGAAUCUGGUGGAUAUCAACUUUGUCUGUGCCAUGGGCCCCCCAGGGGGAGGCCGGAAUGCCAUCACCCCACGGCUGACUCGCCACUUCAACUACCUGUCAUUUGCUGAGAUGGACGAGGUCAGCAAGAAGCGCAUCUUUUCCACCAUCCUGGGCAGCUGGAUGGAUGGACUCCUCGGAGAAAAGAGUUACCGGGAGCCCGUGCCCGGAGCCCCCAACAUCGCCCACUUCACGGACCCCCUUGUGGAAGCUACCAUCAAGGUGUACUCUACCAUCACCUCCCAGCUGCUGCCCACCCCAGCCAAGUCCCACUACACCUUCAACCUGAGGGACCUCUCCAAGGUCUUCCAGGGUAUGCUCAUGGCUGACCCAGCCAAGGUCGAGGACAAGGUGCAACUGCUGCGCCUGUGGUACCAUGAGAGCUGCCGUGUGUUUCGUGACCGCCUGGUGAACGAGGAGGACCGAGGCUGGUUUGACACACUCCUGGAGAGCCACAUGGAGCAGUGGGAGGUGGCCUUCCAAGAGGUCUGCCCCUUCCAGCCCAUCCUCUAUGGGGACUUCAUGUCACCGGGCUCUGACAUCAAGUCCUAUGAGCUCAUCACCAAUGAGAAGAAGAUGAUGCAUGUGAUUGAAGAGUACAUGGAGGACUACAACCAGAUCAACACAGCCAAGCUGAAGCUAGUACUCUUCAUGGACGCCAUGAGCCACAUCUGCCGCAUCAGCCGCACCCUGCGCCAGGCGCUGGGCAAUGCACUCCUGUUGGGGGUGGGCGGCAGCGGCCGCAGCUCCCUCACACGGCUGGCCUCGCACAUGGCCGAGUAUGAGUGCUUCCAAAUUGAGCUCUCCAAGAACUACGGCAUGAUGGAGUGGCGCGAUGAUAUCAAGAAGGUCUUGCUCAAGGCUGGCCUGCACAAUCUGCCCAUCACCUUCCUGUUCUCAGAUACCCAGAUCAAGAACGAGUCCUUCCUGGAGGACAUUAACAAUGUCCUGAGCUCUGGUGACAUCCCCAACCUCUACAAUUUGGAUGAGCAGGACCAGAUUGUCAACACCAUGCGGCCCUACAUCCAGGAGCGGGGCCUGCAGCCCACCAGGGCCAACCUCAUGGUUGCCUACACCGGGCGUGUGUGCAGCAACAUCCACAUGGUGCUAUGCAUGAGCCCCAUUGGAGAGGUCUUCCGAGCUCGCCUGAGGCAGUUCCCCUCCCUGGUCAACUGCUGUACCAUCGACUGGUUUAAUGAAUGGCCGGCACAGGCCCUGGAGUCUGUGGCUACCACGUUCCUGAACGAGAUCCCAGAUCUGGAAGCCACCCCCAAAGUAACUGAAGGACUGAUUCAGGUAUGCGUGUAUAUCCACCAGUCGGUGGCCAAGAAGUGUGUUGAAUACCUGGCUGAGCUGGCACGCCACAACUAUGUAACCCCCAAGAGCUACCUGGAGCUGCUCAAUAUUUUUUCCAUCCUCAUUGGGCAGAAGAAACAGGAGCUGAAAACCGCCAAGAACCGCAUGAAGAGUGGCCUCGACAAGCUGCUGCACACUUCAGAGGACGUGGCCAAGAUGCAGGAGGAGCUGGAGAUUAUGCGCCCCCUGUUGGAGGAGGCUGCCAAGGACACCACGAUCACCAUGGAGCAGAUCAAGGUAGACACAACCAUUGCUGAGGAGACCCGGAAUUCAGUGCAAGCAGAGGAGAUCAAGGCCAAUGAGAAGGCUAGGAAGGCACAAGCUAUUGCUGACGAUGCCCAGAAGGAUUUGGAUGAGGCUCUGCCAGCCCUGGACGCAGCCCUGGCCAGUUUGCGCAACCUCAACAAGAAUGAUGUGACUGAGGUGCGUGCCAUGCAGCGGCCACCCCCUGGUGUGAAGCUGGUCAUAGAGGCUGUGUGCAUCAUGAAGGGCAUCAAGCCUAAGAAGGUCCCAGGAGAGAAGCCUGGCUCCAAGGUGGAUGACUACUGGGAGCCUGGCAAAGGGCUGCUGCAGGACCCUGGCCGCUUCCUGGAGAGCCUCUUCAAGUUUGACAAGGACAACAUUGGGGAUGUGGUGAUCAAAGCCAUCCAGCCAUACAUCGACAAUGAAGAGUUCCAGCCAGCUGCCAUCGCCAAGGUGUCUAAGGCCUGCACCUCCAUCUGCCAGUGGGUGCGCGCCAUGCACAAGUACCAUUUCGUGGCUAAGACCGUGGAGCCCAAGCGGCAAGCCCUGCGGGAGGCCCAGGAUGAUCUGGAGGUGACACAGAGGAUCCUGGAGGAGGCGAAGCAGCGCCUGCACGAGGUGGAGGAUGGCAUCGCCACAAUGCAGGCCAAGUACCGAGAAUGCGUUGCCAAGAAGGAGGAGCUGGAGCUGAAGUGUGAGCAGUGUGAGCAGCGGCUGGGCCGUGCCGACAAGCUCAUCAACGGGCUAUCAGACGAAAGGGUGCGCUGGCAGGAGACGGUGGAGAACCUGCAACACAUGCUUGACAACAUCGUCGGAGACGUGCUGGUGGCUGCUGGCUUUGUGGCCUACCUGGGCCCCUUCACGGGCCAAUACCGCACAGUGCUCUACGAUAGCUGGGUCAAGCAGCUCACCACCCACCAUGUCCCGCACACCUUGGAGCCCACGCUCAUCGGGACGCUGGGAAACCCUGUGAAGAUACGCUCGUGGCAGAUCUCUGGCCUCCCCAACGACACGCUGUCAGUGGAGAACGGGGUCAUCAACCAGUUCUCCCAGCGCUGGACCCACUUCAUUGACCCUCAGAGCCAGGCCAACAAAUGGAUCAAGAACAUGGAGAAGGACAGUGGGCUGGACGUGUUCAAGCUGAGCGAUCGAGACUUCCUGCGCAGCAUGGAGAAUGCCAUCCGCUUUGGCAAGCCCUGUCUUCUAGAGAACGUGGGCGAGGAGCUGGAUCCUGCCCUGGAGCCUGUGCUGCUCAAGCAGACAUACAAGCAGCAGGGAAACACUGUGCUGAGGCUGGGCGACACGGUGAUCCCCUACCAUGAAGACUUCAGGAUGUACAUCACCACCAAGCUGCCCAACCCACACUACACGCCUGAGAUCUCCACCAAACUCACCCUCAUCAACUUCACCCUGUCCCCCAGUGGCCUAGAGGACCAGCUGCUGGGCCAGGUAGUGGCUGAGGAGCGGCCUGACCUGGAAGAAGCCAAGAACCAGCUGAUUGUCAGUAAUGCCAAGAUGCACCAGGAGCUGAAGGACAUUGAAGACCAGAUCUUGUAUCGGCUCAGCUCCUCUGAGGGCAACCCUGUGGAUGACAUGGAACUCAUCAAGGUGCUAGAGGCUUCCAAGAUGAAAGCUGCUGAGAUACAGGCCAAGGUCAGGAUUGCAGAGCAGACAGAGAAGGACAUUGACCUCACACGCAUGGAGUACAUUCCCGUGGCCGUCCGCACCCAGAUCCUCUUCUUCUGCGUGUCCGACCUAGCCAACGUGGACCCCAUGUACCAGUACUCCCUCGAGUGGUUUCUCAACAUCUUCCUCUCGGGCAUUGCCAACUCAGAGAGGGCAGACAACCUGAAGAAGCGCAUCACCAAUAUCAACCGCUACCUGACCUACAACCUCUACAGCAACGUCUGCCGCAGCCUCUUUGAGAAGCACAAGCUGAUGUUCGCCUUCCUGCUGUGUGCUCGCAUCAUGAUGAACGAGGGCAAGAUCAACCAGAGUGAGUGGCGCUACCUCCUGUCUGGGGGCUCUGUCCCGGUCAUGAGUGAGAACCCUGCCCUGGACUGGCUGUCAGACCGGGCCUGGCGGGAUAUCCUGGCACUCUCCAACCUACCGGCCUUCUCCUCCUUCGCCCUUGACUUCGUGAAGCACCUGUCAGAAUUCCGGGCCAUCUUUGACAGCCCUGAGCCCCACCGGGAGCCCUUGCCUGGUAUCUGGGACCAGUACCUGGACCAGUUCCAGAAGCUGCUGGUCCUCCGCUGCCUCCGUGGGGACAAGGUUACCAAUGCCAUGCAGGACUUUGUGGCCACGAACCUGGAGCCACGCUUCAUUGAGCCCCAAACAGCCAACCUGUCGGUGGUAUUCAAAGACUCCAACUCCACCACACCCCUCAUCUUCGUGCUGUCUCCUGGCACCGACCCCGCUGCUGACCUCUACAAGUUUGCUGAAGAGAUGAAGUUUUCCAAGAAGCUCUCUGCCAUCUCCCUGGGCCAGGGCCAGGGUCCUCGGGCGGAAGCCAUGAUGCGCAGCUCUAUAGAGAGAGGCAAGUGGGUCUUCUUCCAGAACUGCCACCUGGCACCCAGCUGGAUGCCAGCCCUGGAGCGCCUCAUCGAGCACAUCAACCCCGACAAGGUGCACCGGGACUUCCGCCUGUGGCUCACCAGCUUACCCAGCAACAAGUUCCCAGUGUCCAUCCUGCAGAAUGGCUCCAAGAUGACCAUUGAGCCACCGCGAGGGGUCAAGGCCAACCUGCUCAAGUCCUACAGCAGCCUGAGUGAUGACUUCCUCAACUCUUGUCACAAAGUGAUGGAGUUCAAGUCCCUGCUUCUAUCUCUGUGUUUGUUCCAUGGGAAUGCCCUGGAGCGUCGUAAGUUUGGGCCGCUGGGCUUCAACAUCCCCUACGAGUUCACAGACGGGGACCUGCGCAUCUGCAUUAGCCAGCUCAAGAUGUUCCUAGAUGAGUAUGACCACAUCCCCUACAAGGUCCUCAAGUACACAGCAGGGGAGAUCAACUAUGGAGGCCGCGUUACCGAUGACUGGGACCGCCGCUGCAUCAUGAACAUCCUGGAAGACUUCUACAGCCCUACCGUGCUCUUACCAGAGCACAGCUACAGCGCCUCGGGCAUCUACCACCAGAUCCACCCCACCUACGACCUCAACGGCUACCUCACCUACAUCAAGAGCCUGCCACUCAAUGACAUGCCUGAGAUCUUUGGCCUGCAUGACAAUGCCAAUAUCACCUUCGCCCAGAAUGAGACCUACACCCUGCUUGGCACCAUCGUCCAGCUGCAACCUAAAUCAUCUUCUGCAGGCGGCCAGAGCCGGGAAGAGAUAGUGGAGGAUAUAGCCCAGAACGUUCUGCUCAAAGUGCCUGAGCCCAUCAACUUGCAGUUGGUGAUGACCAAGUACCCUGUGCUGUAUGAGGAGUCAAUGAACACGGUGCUAGUUCAGGAGGUCAUUCGGUACAAUCGGCUGCUGCAAGUGGUCACACAGACACUGAGAGACCUGCUCAAGGCACUCAAGGGGCUGGUGGUUAUGUCCUCGCAGCUAGAGCUGAUGUCUGCCAGCCUGUACAACAACACUGUGCCUGAGCUCUGGAAUGCCAAGGCCUACCCAUCGCUCAAACCACUGUCCUCAUGGGUCAUGGACCUGCUACAGCGCCUGGACUUCCUGCAGGCCUGGAUCCAGGGGGGCAUCCCUGCUGUCUUCUGGAUCAGCGGCUUCUUCUUCCCCCAGGCUUUUCUGACAGGCACCCUGCAAAACUAUGCCCGCAAGUCUGUCAUCUCCAUUGACACCAUCUCCUUCGAUUUCAAGGUGAUGCGCCCAUCAGUGUCAGAGAUCAAGACAAGGCCCAAAGAGGGGUGCUUCAUCCAUGGACUCUUCCUGGAAGGUGCCCGAUGGGACCCUCUGGCCUUCCAGCUGGCCGAGUCUCGGCCCAAGGAGCUAUAUACAGAGAUGGCUGUUAUCUGGCUCCUGCCAACGCCCAACCGCAAGGUCCAGGACCAGGACUUCUACCUCUGCCCCAUCUACAAGACGCUGACCCGUGCUGGAACACUCUCAACCACAGGCCACUCUACUAACUACGUCAUUGCUGUGGAAAUCCCCACCGACCAGCCCCAGCGACACUGGAUAAAGCGUGGUGUGGCCCUCAUCUGUGCCCUGGACUACUAGACCCAGACAGAAAAGCUGAGGCCAUUAAAGUUUGAUUUCAUGAGCAG